Molecule: messenger RNA, 613 nt
Organism: Fragaria vesca subsp. vesca
Lineage: Eukaryota; Viridiplantae; Streptophyta; Magnoliopsida; Rosales; Rosaceae
Exons: 2
Coding region: 127-549 (140 amino acids)
Source: RefSeq, a predicted model, not a curated record
GGUUUCAAUGUCCAUAGCAUGCUUAAACAUGUUUAACAAUUAGAAACAAUUGGCAUUGUUUUGCAGCACCAGUGGUAGUAGCAGCAGCUGAGUAGUUGUACAACUUCCUCGCUUCUUCCUCUCUCCAUGGAUCCUAGGAUUUCCUUCUCCAAUGACUUUGCAGACACUCAACAAGCCAUCAAGCAUGAAGCCAUCUACCGAGAAGCGCCAGUUUCUGCAGAUUUCGAGUUCUCUGUGAACAACUUCGGGAUGAUAGCUGCGGAUGAAGUCAUAUUUCAGGGCACAUUGUUGCCCUUGAAGGACAAUGGUGCCAACCAGGGAGGGAAGACUACUCUAAGGGAUGAGUUACUGGCUGAGGAUGAUUAUAGUGACAGGUUUUCGAGGCCAUCAAGGAGUCUAAGCCGGUGGAAGGAACGAUUGGGACUUAAGAGGUCUCAGAUUGUUCCAAAGAAAACAGAUAGGAGUACUCAUGGGGGUCUGGAAAGCAUAGUGGAAGAGAGGAGGCAUGUGUUUGUUCAUGAGGCUAUACUUAUUAGCAAGGAAACCUAGGAAAUUCUGUGUGAAAAAAGGAGGAUUGAGUUGCAGAAAUGAUGGGAUCUGAUGCAUGAUGUGA